Molecule: messenger RNA, 5275 nt
Organism: Zootoca vivipara (common lizard)
Lineage: Eukaryota; Metazoa; Chordata; Lepidosauria; Squamata; Lacertidae
Gene: RIPOR3
Product: RIPOR family member 3
Source: RefSeq, a predicted model, not a curated record
GGCGAUCCUCCUCGGAGGCCGCCGCUGCUGCGCGCGUCUUCCUGGAAGAGGCUCCCGGUGGUGGCACGCGCGCUCCCAGACGGCGAAGGUGGCGCCCGCGAUAAGGCGGCCCCUAUCGGGACCUCGCAGGCAGCAACAGACGCCGACGGCGAGGAGGAGCUGCCGGGGAGACGAGCAGCGGGCACAUCCCUAACGCCGAGAGGGAGAGAAGGAGCGCGGGCGGCGUAAAGGCACCGGCGCCCGCGAAGUCGCGCUGGACGCGCACCGGAGGCUCGAAAGCUCGGCUGGACGGGCGGACGCCGCGGCAGAAGCCCACCCGCCGAUCAGGUGCGAUUCCUGGAGGAGAUGUAGCAAAGAGGCAACAGACCCGCUAAACAGGAACCAUGUCGGUGAAGCUCACAUUUGACUCUCCUGCUGAUGGGGGAAGGAUCAGCAGGAGCUGCUCCUUUGCUGGGUUCAGCAAUGCGCAGAGCCGAAAAUUAGUGAAGUCCCUCAGCAAAGGUUCCACGAGGUCUAAAAUGUCAGUGAAAUCUGCCAAGACCUAUCCCUCUCUGCAGAAAGGGAUGGUCAUCUGGGAUCCCAAGCCACAACAAGUGAAGAAAGUUUUUGAAGCUUUGAAGAAAGGACUCCACGAAUAUCUGGAAAUGCAUCAGGCCGAGCUGGAUUACCUCUCCGAAUGCCACAAAGAUACAAGAAGAAACUCCAGGCUGGCUUUCUACUAUGAUUUGGAUAAGCAAAUCCGCUCUGUCGAACGGUAUAUCAGGAAACUGGAAUUCCAUAUAAGCAAGGUAGAUGAAUUGUAUGAAGCUUACAGCAUCCAGUGCCGGCUGCGAGAUGGUGCUUCAAAUAUGAAACAUGCCUUUUCCUUGUCCCCGUCCACAAAAGCAUCAAGAGAGAGCCUGGUGGAACUUUAUAAAAACCUUCAAGAAUGCACAGAGGAUAUGUGUCUGAUAGAGGGUACCCUCGAAGUGCAUUUGGGAGAGUUUCAUCUGAAGAUGAAAGGGUUAGUGGGAUAUGCACGCCUCUGCCCAGGGGACCAGUAUGAGGUGUUUGUACGGCUGGGGCGCCAAAAGUGGAAACUGAAAGGCCGGAUUCUAACCGACGACAGUCAAACUUGGGAUGAGGAGGAAAAAGUUUUCAUACCCAACCUCCAUGAGAAGUUUGAAAUCAAGGUCACAGAGCUGCGGGGACUUAGCACCCUGUUGGUUGGCAUGGUGACAUGUGACGGCUUGGACUUCUUCACAACCCGGCCUCAAGCCAUCAUUGUGGAUAUAACUGAAUUGGGUACCAUCAAACUGCAACUGGAGGUCCUCUGGAACCCUUUUGACACUGAAAGCCUUGUCUUGUCUCCUGGAUCUGCCUCCAAGUUUUCUGUGGGGAGCAGGAAAAACUCCAUAUACAGCUGGACCCCACCAAACACCCCCAGCUUCCGAGAGAAAUAUUACCUUUCUGUUUUGCAGCAAGGGAAAAAACAAGCAGAUAUCGGGGACAAGGCCCAAGAUCCCUGCAUCCUGAGCUACUUGGCCGACUGCGAUUUCGACAUGAGUCUGAGGAGCACCAGCCACAGCCUCACGGAGACGACGGAAGGCAGCUCGUUCAGCUCAGAGGACCUGAAAGGGGCAGAAAGCAGGAAUGUGACGCCACCUUCGAAUCAGAGGGCACUGCCCAUGCCACUGACUAUCCUACAAGAUGCUUGUGUGGCAGGAGAGCAGCAGGACCUUCUACUGUGCCAAACUCCCAGCCGCAGGACUCUAGACAUCCUACAAGAGACGACCCAUGCUGACCCAGCUCUCGCCAUACCACCGCGCCCGCUGGAUCAGGAGAGAGGGGGGAGCAAGUCCACUGUCUGGGACAGGAGUCACCAUUUAGUACAGCAAAGGAAGCUCCUCUCUGCUGGUCGAAGAGGAUCGAGAGGCAAUUCUGAUGCCAGAGGUGGUAGAAGGACUAAGUCGAUUGACAAGAUGCUUCAGGAAGUGUUGCUUUUGUUGAAAUCCCAGCAUCCGAGCCCUGCCCAACUGGAAGCAUUGGAGUACCAACUUUUCUGCAUCCGGGGCAAAUUAAAGCCCAAAAGGUACCAACUGAAACACUCCUCCGUGGAGAGCUUGAUGGUUGAGACAGUGCUGGAAAGCUUUGACUUCCUCAACGCUGAUGGCAGUGCAGAUGAACUGUCAUCCCUCGGGAGUGUAAGGACCCGCAGUACCAGUACCAGCAGCUACAACAAAGCGACACUUCCAUCCCUGGGCUAUGAUACCAAAACAGAAAAGAAGGAGUUAACCACAGGCAGUGAUGACCUAGAUACACUUCUGGAAGUUCAUCUGCAGUUCUGCAGAGCUCUCCUGCAGAAACUUGUCCUGCCAGACUUAGCUCCAAUUGUCCAGCAGAGCCUUUUAGAACAGGUGUCACAACAGAAACACGUUCUGGAGAUAAUCUCUGCUCUGGCUGCUCCUGUACCACGGAACCUGACUUCUGUGGAAGAGAUCAUUCAAAAAGCUAAAAAGCAGAAGCGCUGCCUGAAGAUUUGGAGUGAGUGCACUGAGCGAGGAAGCAUUUUAUUCUGUCCGGUGGAGAGAUUUUGGAACCCUUUGAAAUACAUACUGAUGUUUAAAACGAAAGAGAACUAUCAAGGACACAUAGAAAAAGUUUUGCAGGUGUUUCUGGAGCAGAUAGUUGGAAGUAGCCUGCUCUUUCCCUCGAGGGAUCUCCCAGCUGAAUCAGUGACAUUAUUCCAGUUUUACAGCUACCUGGAGAAGCACCACGUGAACAAUUUGGAAAAACACCUGGCCAGAUUUGCUAAAGAAGUGAUGCUGACUGAGGACCUGCAGCGUCCUGGGAGAAUGAAGAAAAUAAAGAAACUGAAAGGGAAGCGACUCAGCCGAUUGCAGCCCCUUCCACAGACCUUACAGCUCCUUGCCGUUCUGCAGCUUGAUGAAAACCUUCGUGUGGGCAAGGCAGCCAUGUCGUGUCUCUCUCGAGCGGCAGCUGACAGGAAUUUCAGGGAAAAGGCUCUGCUUUUUUACACAGAUGCCUUAAGUAACGACGAUGCGAAAUUACAGCAAGCUGCAUGUCUGGCCCUCAAAAACCUCAGAGGUGUGGAAAGCAUAGAGCAAAUUGCCAGACUGUGUCUAUCAGAAUCAGAGGAAGUGCGGAACGCUGCCAGAGAAACAACUCUUUCAUUUGGUGACAAAGGAAGGCUGGCUUUUGAGAAAAUGGACAAGAUCUGUUGUGAGCUGAGGGACACCAUGUACCAAGAAGCUGAAAUAGAAAUCACAGUAUUUUAAGCAGUGCCUUCGAGGGGGAGGCCAGAUAAUCUUGCACCAUCUGCAAUUUGGCUACAAGAGUGCAGAGGGGAAAGCACACAAAUGUUAAAUCUGUCUCGGCUGGAUUUAAAAACAAAUUAUCUUGAGAACGAGCAGCGUUUCUGCACGGUGCAAAAUCUCUUUGGGUGACUGAUCUCAUAACCAGAAAGGUACUGUGUAAAACAUUAAAUAUCAGCAUCCCCCUGUCUUCGGUAUCACAGGAAACAUUCAUCUUGAACUAAGGCGGCAUCCGAAAAUCUUGCACUGAAGUUCUCCAUUUGCAGUUCUCAAGGGAGGAAAGGAGACAGAAGGAGCUUCUUUUUUGACUGUGAGAUGUUUUCUUAGGAAUAACCAAGGUGUUUCAAGCAGGAGAGAAAAAGAAAACCGCGAGGAUGGACCACACGGGGAUUGUAGUGAGUGGCAUUAGUGAAGAUGCGGCCCUCUAAAACUUCAGUCCAACCGGCACCCUUUUUUUUAGGCCAUAGGAAAAUAACUUGUAUAUUUAUUUGCUUAAUAUUGUGGACAAGGACUUCCACACAAUCUCUAAAGUAAUUAGCGACAGUAAAUUAACCUGAAAUCUUCUUUCAAGGGCACCUUGUUCUGGAAGCGGAUGUGUUGGGGUCUUAAGACUGAAAAACAUGGGGUCUGUGACCCUAGAGCAUUGCAGAGUUGGAAGGGGACCAAGGGUCAUCUAGUCCAACCCCCUGCAAUGCAAGAAUUAACAGCUAAAGAACCCUCACCUCUUGUUGGUCGCUUCCCACCAUUAAGCCCCUAAACCAUUAUUCUUGUAGACCAGGCACCCCCAAACUUCGGCCCUCCAGAUGUUUUGGACUACAAUUCCCAUAAUUCCUGACCACUGGUCCUCUCAGCUAGGGAUCAUGGGAGUUGUAGGCCAAAACAUCUGGAGGGCCGCAGUUUGGGGAUGCCUGGUGUAGACACACCAGAAUCUAGUGCCAGGAAAAACUGAGAAGCCGGCUUUUCCCACGAAUGCUUAAUUCUGGGUUUAUAAUCUUAACUGAGCUGUUUUUAAGUUGACCGCAAUACUAAGCACAUUUACAUUGAUAUUUUACGGAACUUGGUGAGAGGCACAUUUGAGUAAGCAGGUGCUGAUGAGCAAUGCCUACCAUCUUUUUCCCCCACCGAUGGUGUUGGCAGGAGCUGAACGCAAUUGGGUGUGUGUGCUUUGCCUAUUGCUGAUAACAGAAAUGCUUCCAUCCCUGAGUGUGUAUGCAGCUGCCCCAUCACUGGAUCCCUACCCCCUUGCUUUAAUGUACAUAUUUUAUACAGAACUUUGUGCUUUUUUAUUAUGAAAACAAACAAACACUUUUCAGUAUUUAUUGCUGGGGUUAGUUUACAUAUUGUUCUUUUUUAAAGUUUAAUAAAACGUUUGAAAAGUCUAUUGCAUUCUUCUUCCAGUUGUAAUUUAAAAUGCAAUGCAAAACAGAGAGUCCAGCGUCAGAAGAGAGAUGCUUUGGAGGAACGAAAGUAUUCAGCAAUUUGACAGGGAAAAUAUCAGACAGGUGCUGGUCCUGGUUCUCUUGCUAAUGCACGGUUGCCGUGAAUCAAGUUAGGUGAAGCUGAUGUUUUUAAUGUUGUCCUUUCAGGGUAGGGAAGCACACAAAGGAGAUGGCUUCAGCAGCAAUAUUAAGUUUAGAAGUUCAGGACUAGAAAGAUGCCUUUGAAGCCAUGACCUUAAUAAAUGAUAGCUAGAGGAAGUGGAAGACACUCCAAGAGACAUGCUUCUUUACAAAAGAAUUUUAUUGUUGCAGCUAAAAUGAGAACUGAAAAUCUUUAUGGGAAAUUGAAAAACUGUACAGUUUUUUACUGAAACUGUGAGGUCAUUGCAGCGCCUUACACAAAAGACAAUAUACCUGAAAACGUAUUAUACCAAAACAUUUAGCGCUUGUUCGUGUAUUUUUUUAAAAGAUUUUAAUUUUUCUUAAAAAAAACUUUUCUAUGGCAAUCUGUAAAAAAGAAAG